Sinocyclocheilus grahami is the source of this 2475-nucleotide messenger RNA. Its product is annotated as vezatin-like. Gene Ontology annotation, molecular function: myosin binding. The record is from RefSeq and is a predicted model, not a curated record. The coding region runs from base 125 to 2074 and encodes 649 amino acids. Lineage: Eukaryota; Metazoa; Chordata; Actinopteri; Cypriniformes; Cyprinidae. The transcript has 9 exons. Gene Ontology annotation, cellular component: plasma membrane. Gene Ontology annotation, biological process: cell-cell adhesion.
GACUUGUAGUUCAAGUCAUGGCAUGUGUCUGCGCAUUCAGCAGAAGCUGUAGAGAUCCCUCCUGUAAUUCAUAUCGACUACCGUCCCAGCAUGCGCAGCUGAUGGACACAUAUGGCGGAGAGCUAUGACUGAGGAUUUUGAUGAAGAAGUUGUUUUCGAGAACUCUCCGCUGUUCCAGUACUUGCAGGAUCUAGGACACACAGAUUUUGAGGCAUGUUCUCCCACUUCUCAGGAGGAGGAGCCAAGCGUUGGUGGAGAGGAGGCGCAGUAUCCUCAGGAUAUCCUCCCUUCUCACAGAGUGAGUGUCAGCACUUACCUUUCCAAUACGCUAACCAUACCUACAGCAACUCCAGUCUCUAAAGACGCUUGCCUGUAUAGUGUUUACCUGAUGGUUCUCGGACGUCUGCACAGUUGGAUCACAUUUCACUUGUCAAGUUUACUCGACAGGGUGAGUGCCGCCUGUCCCUUUAACAGGGUGGGGCAGCUUCGCAGCCAGCAGCUGAUUGGUCUGCGGAAGGCGGCCUAUCAGAGUCUUCGCUGUGCGUUCCGAGCCUCUCGCCUCGCCACAUGCGUCAUGCUCAAGUCAUUUCCGCUGAACUCGGAGAUUGACAAUGUCACCAACUACGUGUCCACCGUGCCAAUCAGAGAGCUUGGUCUCGGUCUGGGGGUGGAGCAUCUUUCUGACGAGCAGGCGCAAGAACUGACCAAUGAUUACAGUCUGCCUGCACUCAAGAUGUUGUUCCAGUUGUGGGUCGGGCAGAGCUCCGAGUUUUUCCGGCGAUUAGCUCUGCUGUUGUCUCCAGGGAGGGAGGAGCUAGACUCCAGGCCCAGCCCCCUCACGUACAGCAGCGUCCCGUUGAUUACUGACUCUCUCCAUCGCACCCUGGCCGCUUGCCUUGGUGACCUUCAGCGCAGCUAUGAUUUCCAUCGCUACUUUGAGACGCAGCACCAGUCGCUGCCCACAGAAAGAAAUGGGCGCGCUCAACAGAAGUGUAGAGAGCUCAAUUCUCUGCACACGUCUGUCCGCAGUUUACAACUUCACCUGAAAACACUCUUAAACGAGGUCAUAAUUCUUGAGGAUGAUCUGGAAAAGUUAAUGGUUGCUAAGGAGACGGAGGAGGUGACGUGUGCGGGGUAUCAGGAGCUGAAGGAGCGCCUGGAGCUGCUGCAGCCACACAUGCAGGCCAGCACCUGCUGCUGGGACGACACACUCGCACAGGUCGACCGCAUGCUACGCCGAGUCUCCAGCUGCCCAGAGAGUUCAGAUCAGCCAGAGGAAACAGCUGCCCCAGAUCCCCCUCCUCCUGCCCCCAUUACAAGCAUACAGGACAGAGACCCCGUCCCAGAGGAACAGGAACUGGAAGCAUAUGUCUCUGACUCUGACUCUGAGACGGAGUGGAGAGGGGCCACGGACAUGCUGUCACCAUGGGAACAGGAGCGCCAGCGUCGUGAACGUGUGGAGUCGAGACAUGUUUUACUCGAGCUGAAAUCUGUCCUGGGAAUCCGAACGUCAGAUGGAGAGAGAGACAAGCGCAAGCUUCUGCUGUUCAGUGAUCAGGCUGCCCUGGCUCCAUUUGCUAAGGACACAUCAAAAACGGACACAAACUCUUUAGAACCGCAUAUUUCGGCAGAGUCCAUGACUACCACGGACAACCAUGUCUCCCAACAAGGAGAGGAGAAUGAAAGUGAACAGCAGACUGAAAUUCUGAGUGGGGCGGAAAGAGAGAAAGAUUCUGUUACUGAAUUUUGCAGUGGAGAUUCUGAUGUACCUGGGGCAGCUAAAGAUACCAGUGAGGAGACUGUGGAGGAAACACAGCUCUUCCAAUCAGACGGGCUUAUAGAUGACGGGCAUGCUGGGACACACCCACUCACGCCCAGAGUGCCCACCCUCUCUGUGAUUGACAGAUUGACAGAACUGCAUGGCUCAGAAGCGAUCAGUUUCAGCUCCGCCCUGGCCGCCCAGGUAGCAGCGCGCUCGCAUACGUUCACACACAUACAGGAAUGCACCUAUGGGGACUCGGAGGAGGAAGAGGAAGUGACAUCACCGCAGACGAGAGAAACUGAGGAGGACUGAAACGGCAAGAUAUUUAUUCUCAUCCUUUUGGUUGUAUUUAUUGAGCUUGAUUUCAGGUCACAGACAUCAUUGGAUGUAGCUGGUGUGGGAAUCUGUUUUUGGUGCGUCUCUUUUAAAGUGCAUAUAUUUGUGUGUGUGUGUGUGUGUGUUUGGGGAAUUUAUGUUUCAUGUGACAUCCCACGUCCACUCUCCUCAUGACAGGCCUCAGGUACAGACUGGCACAUGCUAGUACACAAAAUAACAGACCAAAACCUAAACAUUCACACACACUAACACAAACUCAAACUGCAAAACUACAUGCCCUUGGCCAUGUCCCAGUUUUAUUUACUGUAACAGAGGUCCUACACAGAACCAAAACAAGCUCUUAAAUGCCUAUAAAGGGUAUGUCUCACAAAGCCCAA